Molecule: messenger RNA, 2355 nt
Organism: Schistosoma turkestanicum
Lineage: Eukaryota; Metazoa; Platyhelminthes; Trematoda; Strigeidida; Schistosomatidae
Source: the annotation of a GenBank genome assembly
UGUCCUUGGGUUGUGUCAUUCGCGGCAAACUUGAGUUCUCUCACGAUGCCGUCGUUUGCUGGCCUGAACGUUGACGAUACAGAAAUUAUUCCUGAUAUCCUGGAUCAGAAACCUGAAGUUGAAGACCAUCUGGGUUCGACAAUUAUAGUGGAUGGAUGUCCCGUCGUUGGCCCCGCUAAAUUUGACCUCCUUAAAAAGUUUUUACUAGAUAAAUUUUCAAAAAUCGGUCCGAUAGUAGACCAUGAGUUUCCUUUGGACAAUGAAAAGCAAACAAAAGGAUAUAUUUUCAUUACCUAUGAAAACGGAAAGGCAGCAUCGCAAGCUGUUCGGACCAUGAAUAAUGUUCCUUUGGACAAGAACCACACUUUCCAGGUUACUUUGUUGUCAGAUUUCGAACGAGCAACAAAUGUUUCAACUGAAUGGGUACCUCCACCUAAACAAGAAUACAAGGAUGUGGGUAAUUUGAAGAGUUGGUUGUUAAAUGAAUUUUGUCGGGACCAGUUUGCUGUUGUCUACAAUGAUGGCGAAUAUGGGUCUGUCUAUUGGCAUACUGCUGUCGAACCAGUCGUGGCUGAAGAACGUUCUCGUUGGACUGAUGGGUGGAUGCGAUGGUCACCCAGAGGGACUUAUUUAGCAACAAUGCAUCCUUUGGGUGUUAUUUUAUGGGGCGGUGAGAAGUUCGAAAGAAUUGGUCGUUUUCCCCAUUCGGGUGUUAAAACAAUAGAAUAUUCACCAAUGGAGCAAUUUAUGAUUACCUUGAGUCCGAGCGCUAAUUUUCCCACUGAUGAGCGCGCAGAUGCAAUCGUGUGGGAUGUGAAACGCUGUGUUAGUCGCCGAGAGUUCUCCGUCCCAGUCGACUUUCAUCCGGCUUUCAAAUGGUCUCCAAAGGAUGAAUAUUUUGCUUGCCUACGAGAUGGUGUCAUUAGUAUUUACUGUACUAGUAAUUUCAGACUUUUGGAUAAAAAGAAACUUGGGGGCAAUAUUCGUGAUUUUUCGUGGUCGCCUUCUGAUAAUAUAUUAGCCUACUGGGUACCUGAAUCUGACAACACUCCAGCCAGAGUUGUUCUAAUGGAUGUACCAAGUCGUCAAGAUCUAUGCACAAAGAAUUUAUUUUCCGUAGCUGAAAUCAGUCUUCUGUGGCAUGAGCAAGGUGAUUUCUUAGCUGUUCAAGUAUUACGGUGCGCAAAAAAGAAAUUGGAUGGUGAAAAGCAAGUGAAAUAUGUGGGUACCUACACCAAUUUUGAAAUCGUUCGUUUGAGAGAAAAAUUAUAUCCUGUUGAUCAGUUGGAAGUUAAAGGAACUGUAUCGAGUUUCCAAUGGGAACCUAGCGGUACACGUUUCGCUUUCUUACAAUCUGUAACGAGUGGAAAAUUAUCAGUUGCUAUUUAUGAUGUUUCUCGAGGAACUAAUAUUCGUGAAGUUACUGUUCUGGAUCUUGCCUCACCUAAAACUAAUGAUCUUCGUUGGUCACCUAAGGGUGGAAUUAUUGUGGCAGCAAGUUUAGGAAGCGCUGAUGGGACCCUGGAAUUCAUUUCAGCUAAUGAGGGUCAGAUAUUAGCUAAAGGAGAACAUCCAACUGUUAGCGAUAUACAAUGGGAUCCUACUGGACGAUAUCUAGCGACAACAGUAAGCAGUUUCUACCAGAAGAAUGAUAAUGCAAUAUGGUUUUGGAACUGUAUAGGUCGUUGCUCGUACAAAAUGAACUUACGUGGUAUUCGUACUUUCACCUGGAGACCACGACCUCCUACUUUACUCAGCGCUGAACAGUUGCAGAGUAUUGAAAAGAAUUUGUCAAAAUAUAAUUCACAAUUAGCCAAUGAAGAUCGUAUGCUUGCUUCAAAGGCCAGUAGAGAAUUGUUUGAGAAACGACAGAAACUAUUUACUGAAUUCAAUGCUUGGAAAAAUAAGCUUAUUAAAUUAUAUGAUCGAGAUGAAGAGGAACGCCGUAGAUUAAGAGGUAUUGGCGCUGAUGCAUCAUCGGGUGAGCCUCAAACAGAAGAAGAAUUAGAACUUUUAAUCAGUGCUGUACAUGAAAUAAUUCGUAAAAAUACAGAAGAAUAAAUUGAUACACUUUAUGAACGUGUUCAUUUGUCGUUUUUCUCUCCUUAACUAAUUGUACAAAACAAAAUGUGAAAAAAAUAUUGUUAGGAUUUGACUGUGCAGUAACAAAGCUUGUAAAAUCAUUUAGAAAAAAAAGUUUAACACACAAUAUAACGAAAUUGGCUUUGGAUUCUUCUUUUUUUUUUACUGAAAGUAAUAGAACGCUUUGUUUGCUAAGUAUUCUGUCUUGCGUUUGAAUUUUUCCGUUUUGGUGUUGUAAUGGAUUAUUUUUCACUAUAAGUAAUUUGACAUACA